AUGGACAACCAAACUUCUGUCACUGAAUUCCUCCUGCUGGGCUUCGCUCUCUCACCGGAGCUUCGGCUCCUCUCCUUCGCCAUCUUCCUGGCCAUCUACCUCUUCACGCUGCUUGGCAACAUGGUGAUCAUUGCCCUCUCCCAGCAGGAGGCCAGCCUGCACACUCCUAGCCAUUUCUCCUUUCUGGAGAUCUGCUACACCUCGGUCACAGUGCCCCGGCUGCUGGGAGAUUUCCACCACGGCCAUCGUGCCAUCUCCUUCCACGCCUGCAUCACCCAGAUGUACUUCUUCUUCUUCUUCGGCUCCACGGAGUUCUUCCUCCUGGCUACCAUGGCCUAUGAUCGGUACCUGGCCAUCUGCCACCCGCUGCGCUACCCAGUGCUCAUGGAUGGCCAGGCAUGUGCCCGGCUGGCUUUUGGCUCCUGGGUGAGUGGCUUCCUUACUCCCUUCCUGCCCACAGCCUUCAUCUCCCAACUGCCCUUCUCCGGCACCAACCACAUCAACCACUUCUUCUGUGACACGGGGCCCCUGCUGAGGCUGUCAACCGGGGACACUCAGGUGGCCAACAUCUCGGUUUUCUUGGUGUCGGUGGUGGUGGUGCUCAGCUCCUUUCUCCUGACCCUCACCUCCUACACCCUGAUCAUCUCUACCAUCUGCCGUAUCCCGUCGGCCACGGGCCGACACAAAGCGUUCUCCACGUGCACCAGCCACCUCACCGUCGUCACCAUCUUCUAUGGCACAGUCAUAUUCAUGUAUGUUCGUCCAGGAUCCGGCCGGGCCUCCGACAUGGACAAAAUGGUGUCGAUCUUCUCUAUACCCUGA
This is a messenger RNA of Pelodiscus sinensis (Chinese soft-shelled turtle), 822 nucleotides long. Its product is annotated as olfactory receptor 11L1-like. Gene Ontology annotation, cellular component: membrane. The record is from RefSeq and is a predicted model, not a curated record. Gene Ontology annotation, molecular function: olfactory receptor activity; G protein-coupled receptor activity. Gene Ontology annotation, biological process: G protein-coupled receptor signaling pathway. Lineage: Eukaryota; Metazoa; Chordata; Testudines; Trionychidae.